AUGAGUGGACGUGGUAAAGGAGGCAAAGGUCUUGGAAAGGGAGGCGCAAAGCGUCACCGAAAAAUCUUAAGAGAUAACAUCCAAGGUAUCACCAAACCAGCAAUUCGUCGUUUGGCUCGCCGUGGUGGUGUUAAGCGUAUCUCUGGUUUAAUCUACGAGGAAACUCGAGGUGUCCUCAAAGUUUUCUUGGAAAACGUAAUUCGCGAUGCUGUUACUUACACCGAGCACGCCAAGAGAAAGACUGUCACCGCUAUGGAUGUCGUCUAUGCUUUGAAACGCCAAGGACGUACCUUGUAUGGCUUUGGUGGUUAA
Molecule: messenger RNA, 312 nt
Organism: Trichoplax adhaerens
Lineage: Eukaryota; Metazoa; Placozoa; Uniplacotomia; Trichoplacea; Trichoplacidae
Exons: 1
Coding region: 1-312 (103 amino acids)
Biological process (GO): nucleosome assembly
Cellular component (GO): nucleosome
Molecular function (GO): protein heterodimerization activity; structural constituent of chromatin; DNA binding
Source: RefSeq, a predicted model, not a curated record